This is a messenger RNA of Physeter macrocephalus (sperm whale), 1145 nucleotides long. RefSeq names its product FXYD domain containing ion transport regulator 5 (gene FXYD5). The coding region runs from base 337 to 858 and encodes 173 amino acids. Gene Ontology annotation, molecular function: sodium channel regulator activity. The transcript is spliced from 11 exons. NCBI's taxonomy places the organism in Eukaryota, Metazoa, Chordata, Mammalia, Artiodactyla, Physeteridae. Gene Ontology annotation, biological process: regulation of sodium ion transmembrane transporter activity. The record is from RefSeq and is a predicted model, not a curated record. Gene Ontology annotation, cellular component: membrane.
AGGGAAAGAGGGAGUGACUGCUGGCGAUCCCUACUUCUGAGACCCUCCCCCUGGGCCUCCUUCCCGCAGCCAAAGACCCUGGCAGGGGUCUCUGAAGCCAGAGGUGCCUGCUCAGGAUGUCGCCCUGUGGUCGCCUGUGUCUCCUGGUCUUCGUUGGCCUGAUUCUCCCCACCAGAGGGAGAUGGGUGUCGGUUUCCUACUUGGCAGCCAGGAACACCGGACUCACAGCAGAGCAGCUCCCUUGGAUCCCCGGGUGAUAUAUGAUUAGGUAAAAAGGUGCUUUCUACAUGACAGGUGCUUGUUUCAGCUUCAGCUCUACUCUAUGAUGCUGUUGUCAUGACCAUUUUACAGAUGAGGAAACUGAGGCUCAGUGAAGGAAAGUGCCCUGUGCCAGAGGCUAGACAGACAUUGGAGGAGACCACAUCCAUUACUCUAGCAGAUCCAGUCACUGAGAACGUUCAUUCCCUGACUCCAGCCCCAGACACUGUCCACCCAGAACUCCAGCCCACUCCCCAGACUUCAACCCUGCAGGCUGAAGCAACCCCGAGCCCGAUGGAGAUCCACACCCAGCAACCUACGGAAAUGGAUGUGCUUCUAACAACAGGUCCAGGGACAGACAAGAGCAGGACGCAAGGCCCCACGCCCUCCGAGACCCAACUCCCACGCAAAAACGUCAGGAGGGACCCAGCCCUCAGGCAGACUGGUUCAAGCGAGGACGACCCCUUCUCCUAUGACGAGGACACCCUCCGGAAACGGGGGCUGUUGGUGGCAGCCGUGCUGUUCAUCACCGGCAUCGUCAUCCUCACCAGUGGCAAGUGUAGGCAGCUGCCCCGGUUAUGCCGGAGUCAUGACAGAUGAGUCCGUCGGAAGUGGGGGCUGAUGACCCGAUGGGCACCCCGAGACUGAGCCCCUGCUGACUCCCCGUGCCUGGCCUCCUCCCUCCCCUCGAAGGACCUACAGACUAGUCGACAAAGCCCAGCCUGAGAGGUAGGACGUGGAUGGAGCCAGAGCCGGGACUGGUGGCCUGAGCCCCCUACUCUCCCAGCCCUGCCCUCCCUGAAGGCUGACUGGCUCCCCACUUAUCCAUUCUGUUCCAACAAGAAGUAAAGCACUGUGGUCUUUGCCCCAUGGUCUCUGAUCAUUCC